AUGGCCCAAGGGGAAGACUCGAUACACAAAUACGACAGAGAAGAUCCAUUUGGUAAGGUAUUGCGAAGGGAGCGGGGGUGCGAGACGGGGGAGACACGGAUUAAGCGCUUGAGAGAAGAGCGAAAUGCGGUCCAAAUUUCCAAGGCAAUCGACGUGGCACUCAAUCAACAGGAACGUGAUACUGGCGACAAGAUCAAGCAUGAUGUCCGGAUGCUGCUCCUUGGUGCAUCAGGUAGUGGCAAGAGUACGUUUUGCAAGCAAGUUCGAAUGUUGUACGAAUCCUUGGCAGUCACCUCAGAGCGCAAUGCGUGGAAGCAUGUCGUACACGGGAAUAUUUUCAGCAACGUUUCCUCCCUUCUUGAGUUCCUUGACAGACACAACCCAUCAUCAUCAAACACAACCAUGAACACGUUCAAGGGAGAGAAUCCAGAAGUGAGGCUCGAGGAACAUGACGACGACCUGGCACGGCUCAAAGGCGAACUGCAUGCCAUGCUACAAACUUUCCUCGCGACAUUCAGCCGCAAAGGGCCGGAAGAUCCAGACCAGAGGCCAAAUCCGUUAAUGGAUUGGAUUUUCUUGCAUGGGGGUGAGCUCUAUGUUCGCCCAGGCUGGCAGGAUGCGUUGUUGGGACUCUCGAACCGAGCGACAAAUGACAUCACAGGAUCGGAUCAAGAUCAUCAACAAGAUCUAUUACAAUCCCAUCGACAAGAACCAAAUACCUUUGUCAUUACAAGCGCACAGAAGAUCAUGGCGCUAUGGGAGCAUCAAAUCGUACAGGAGAUAGUCCGUGCUCAUGCGCCUUUUCUCCAAUAUGCACCUGGAUUCUUCUUGGAUGACAUGGAACGCAUCAGCUCGGACCGUUACUCUCCCAGUCAUGAGGAUAUCUUGAGGUGCCGUUCACGAACGAUUGGGAUCGAAGAGACGACAGUCACGAGGCAUACUGCUCCUCGAAACUCGAAACUGGUGCUAUAUGAUCGGCUCAAAGUCUGGCCUCGAUACUUCGAGGAUCUGCAUGCCAUCGUGUACCUGUUCGAUCUAUCCUGCUUCGACGAGCUAGAGGGUAAGAAGAACCGGAUGGUCACUGCAAUCGACGACUUCAGUGCCGUAUGUCGGAAUCACGAGCUACGCAAAGCCAACAUCAUCGUCCUAUUCACCAAGGUCGACUUGCUGCAACGAAAGCUAGAGAGUGGGAUCAAGAUCCGGGAUCAUAUAACGUACGGCACCGCUCGAGCCAACGACGUCAAAGUAGCGAAAUCAUACUUCGAAGAACAGAUCAGGGCCAAGUUCGAAGCAGCCAUCAUCGAGUGUCUCCGGGCCGGGAGCCAGAGAGCACGCGAGCGUCAGCUACGCGUGUGCACUGCCAACCUGCUAGACACUGCCGAUGCUCGCAGGGCGAUCAGAGACGCCGAGUCGUCUGCGGCUGGGAAACCCCUAGCUCGCUGGAGAACCGUCCUUGAGCGAGAAGACGUCGCGUGGAAAGAGCAAGCCGAAAAGAUGGAACCGCUCAGCCGGUAA
Molecule: messenger RNA, 1515 nt
Organism: Dacryopinax primogenitus
Lineage: Eukaryota; Fungi; Basidiomycota; Dacrymycetes; Dacrymycetales; Dacrymycetaceae
Product: P-loop containing nucleoside triphosphate hydrolase protein
Exons: 9
Coding region: 1-1515 (504 amino acids)
Biological process (GO): adenylate cyclase-modulating G protein-coupled receptor signaling pathway
Cellular component (GO): heterotrimeric G-protein complex
Molecular function (GO): guanyl nucleotide binding; G-protein beta/gamma-subunit complex binding; GTPase activity
Source: RefSeq, a predicted model, not a curated record